Messenger RNA from Rhinopithecus roxellana (golden snub-nosed monkey), 3633 nucleotides. It is a transcript of the gene SCFD2, whose product is annotated as sec1 family domain containing 2. The record is from RefSeq and is a predicted model, not a curated record. Bases 166 to 2283 code for a protein of 705 amino acids. Gene Ontology annotation, biological process: vesicle-mediated transport; intracellular protein transport. The transcript has 10 exons. NCBI's taxonomy places the organism in Eukaryota, Metazoa, Chordata, Mammalia, Primates, Cercopithecidae.
CGCUCAGUUCAACGUCAUCACCGAGCGCCAUCAGGUAGCGUGUCAGAGGCCGGACCACGUGUACUGUGUUGACUGUCAAAGUCUCUGGGAGCCCAAUUUCCGGAAGCGGUGAGUUCAGAAAGAAGUUCCUGCACCGUAGUUCCCCAAGCCUGCGAAUCCCCAACCAUGAGCGCCUCAGGCGUAGUGUCCUUUACCCAGCAAGGAUGGGAGCAGGUGCUGGCCAAAGUGAAACGGGCUGUGGUUUACCUGGACUCCGCCUGCGCCGAGAGCCUGCACUGGGGCUGCGGAUCCACCCGUCUCCUGGAGGCGGUGGGGGGUCCUGACUGUCACCUGCGAGAGUUCGAGCCCGACGCAGUUGGUGGUGGAGCCAAGCAGCCCAAGGCGGUGUUUGUGCUGAGCUGCCUGCUGAAAGGCCGGACUGUGGAGAUCCUACGGGACAUCAUCUGCCGCAGUCACUUCCAGUAUUGUGUGGUGGUCACAGCCGUGAGCCACGCUGUCCACCUCACAGCUAAUCAUGUCCCAGCGGCGGCAGCGGCCGAGAUGGAGGGGCAGCAGCCGGUGUUUGAGCAGCUGGAGGAAAAGCUGUGUGAGUGGAUGGGCAACAUGAACUACACGGCCGAGGUGUUCCAUGUCCCGUUGUUGCUUGCCCCUGUUGCUCCCCACUUUGCCUUGACUCCAGCCUUUGCAUCCCUUUUCCCACUGCUACCCCAGGAUGUGCAUCUCCUUAAUAGCGCCCGACUGGACAAGAGGAAGCUGGGAAGCCUGGGUGAUGUGGACGCCACUGCCCUAACCACAGAGCUGCUGCUGCAGAUCAGGUGCCUAGUGUCAGGCCUCAGUUCUCUGUGUGAACAUUUAGGAGUACGGGAGGAGUGUUUUGCUGUAGGUUCCUUAAGUCGGGUCAUCGCUGCGGAUCUGGCCAAUUAUGCCCCUGCAAAGAACAGGAAGAAGACUGCUGCAGGCAGGGCAUCAGUGGUUUUUGUGGACAGAACCCUGGAUCUCACAGGAGCAGUUGGACAUCAUGGAGACAACUUAGUAGAGAAGAUCAUUUCAGCACUUCCCCAGCUCCCAGGCCACACAAAUGAUGUGAUGGUUAACAUGAUAGAGCUCACUGCACUCCAAACUGAGGAGGAAAAUUGUAAUGUGGUUGCACCAGGCUGUCUUGCCCAAUCCAAUGACACCACAGCCAAAGCCCUGUGGGAAGCUUUACUCAACACUAAGCACAAAGAGGCAGUGAUGGAGGUUCGGAGACAUCUAGUGGAAGCGGCAAGCAGAGAAAACCUGCCAAUCAAGAUGAGUAUGGGGAGAGUCACACCAGGACAGCUCAUGUCCUAUAUUCAGCUCUUCAAGAACAACCUCAAAGCUCUUAUGAAUCACUGUGGGCUCCUCCAGCUUGGGCUGGCCACAGCUCAAACGUUGAAACACCCACAGACUGCCAAGUGGGACAACUUUCUUGCUUUUGAAAGACUCCUUCUUCAGAGUAUUGGGGAGUCAGCAAUGUCCGUUGUGUUAAAUCAGCUGUUGCCCAUGAUUAAGCCUGUAACCCAGAGAACCAAUGAGGACUACAGCCCUGAGGAACUGCUGAUCCUUCUCAUAUAUAUUUAUUCUGUCACUGGAGAGCUCACAGUAGACAAAGACCUGGGUGAAGCAGAAGAAAAAGUCAAGAAAGCAUUGGCUCAGGUCUUCUGUGAGGAAUCUGAAUUGUCACCUUUGCUGCAAAAAAUUACAGGCACAUUGAAGGGUUGGGAGAAGAACAAGGAAGCCAAGAUGGGUGAUACAGCGCCAUUGCAUGACUGGGACUCUUCAAUUAACCUGACAUUUCACAAAUCCAAAAUUUCUGUGGAUAAACUCUUUACUUCACUUCGGGAUAUUGCUGGAGCUCGGAGUCUCAUGAAACAGUUUAAGUCUGUAUAUGUUCCUGGAAAUCAUACCCACCAGGCAUCUUAUAAACCAUUGUUGAAGCAAGUUGUGGAGGAAAUAUUUCAUCCUGAGAGGCCAGAUUCCAUUGAUAUUGAACACAUGUCUUCAGGCCUCACUGAUCUCCUUAAAACUGGAUUUAGCAUGUUCAUGAAGGUGAGCCGCCCUCAUCCUAGUGACUACGCUGUCCUGAUCCUCUUUGUGGUAGGAGGGGUCACAGUCUCUGAAGUGAAAAUGGUCAAAGAUCUUGUGGCAUCAUUGAAACCAGGAACCCAGGUAAUCGUGCUGUCCACUCGACUCCUGAAGCCACUUAACAUUCCUGAGCUGUUAUUUGCAACUGACCGACUGCAUCCAGACCUUGGCUUCUGAGCAUCCACUAAGAAGAUAAGACCUACUCAUGCUGGAAAUGCUGAUACAAUUUUCUGCCACCACUCCAAAUACUCCUCCACAACCAACAUCCCUGUCACUAAUUGCGAGCAUGACAGAAUUCUGCCUGAAGGGUCUUGAUACCUUCGCAGUGAGGUACUUUGCUUGAAUUGCUGUGAUUCUUUAAAAAAAAAAAAAAAAAAAAAAAAAAAAGUUUUUCUUAUUUUCCUGAAGGUGACAAUCUGUCUUUUGGCUAGUCCAAUUAGUGAUCAUUUCCAUUUAUCCUUAACCCUCUGUGAGCUUCCUGAUUCCACCUGCAAGUUCAUUAAUUCUAAAGAAAAGCCUGUUGGCAAGUGUUGGUAGAUUACAACUCUUUUAAUUUGAAGUUGCUCAAGAAGUUAGACAUGCUUUAGAAUUAUGAGUGUGAGGAAAGUUUGAUGUUCCUUAGGAUUAUAUAAUUGAGGAGAGAACAUUGCAAAUAGGGUCUGAGGCUCUGUUUCUCUCUUGCUCUGAAACAUUUCUGAAAAGGCAAAGAAGGGAGGGGUAGUGUCUAGGGCAGUGCUGGUAGCCUGCAUGUAUUGUAAAUCGUCCUGCCAUAACAAAGAACUGCAUUGUUCUAGCUGGCCCACUGGGCAGGUCUGCCAGGCUACUUGGAACUGUAGUGGGAAGGUGGUUGAUUGGAGAGUUAUCUGCAUAUAAAAGUUUUCCUCCCCUCCAAAGAAAGACCCCAAUACGAGAUAUCUGGUCCCAGGGAGUCUAAAUUGUAACAGCAACCCCUGUGGACUUUGUGGGUAUGAGUUUUGAUUGAAAUAUAAAGCUUUCUUUUCUAUAAGUGUAAGUUUUCCAUCUGACCAUUAGCAAAAAAACCUAGACCCACCUAGUGAAAUUUUGUAAGAACUCCAGGGCAAAAAUGAACCACUUGCAACCCACAUGUUUGUAGGUGUAUGGUUGAUGGAGGUUUCUGGCAUCCAUGUUGGUAAUAAACAGAUAAAACUGAAAAGGUUUUUAUUGUGGAUUAAACAGGUGAAGAAAAUAACAUGUACACCAAAACACUCACAUGUCUCUGAUUUUAGUUCUCUACGAAACGCUGUCAUUUUUGAAAGAAACGUCAAGUUGGAGAUUAUUUUAAGAUGUAACCAAAGCAGGGUUUUUGUAGACACAGACACUCUUUUUCUUGCCCAAGUAUGUUUUCCACAUAAUAUCAAUUCUUUCAUGAAAUAGAGGAGACCUCAGGUGCCUUUUUCAUUCUACUAAUCUUAAAGUAUUGAAUUUGAAUAAGGAAGGAAAUGGUAACCAUCCCUAAGAAAUGUUAAAGCAGAGAUGACUUUUCUAAAAUAAAAAAAUGAAAAGUAA